UUCUACACUUGAGGACCUUAUCCUAAGAGUAACCACAACCAAAACUCUCGACUCCAUUGUGUCGUCGGCGGAAGAACUAAAAUGGCGGGAAGAGCGAUAUAUUCUGUAACUUCAUCUCCUUCCUUGUGCAUCCCUUAUUCAUCUGCUUCAUCUUCAUCCAUCUCACUAUCUCGAUUGGCGCUCCCUGUCCGGAUUUCUCCCCGAACCAACAGAUUCCCCAGGAUACACUGCUCUUUGUCUGCUAACGACAUCAAAGCCGGAACCAAUAUCGAAGUCGAUGGUGCUCCUUGGCGUGUUCUUGAGUUUCUUCAUGUUAAACCAGGAAAAGGUGCGGCAUUUGUGAGGACUAAGAUCAGGAACUAUGUUAAUGGCAGCACAGUGGAGAGAACAUUUCGUGCUGGAAUUUCUGUCGAGGAAGCUAAUAUAUACAAAGAAACCAAACAAUUCACAUACAAAGAUGGAUCUCAAUUUGUUUUCAUGGAUUUGACCACAUACGAAGAAACACGUCUUAACGAAUCUGAUAUGGGUGACAAGACGAAAUGGCUGAAAGAAGGCAUGGAAUGCAUUUUGCUGUUUUGGAAAGACAAGGUUAUCGAUUUCGAUCUACCGAUUACAGUUAAGUUGAAAAUUGUUGACGUUGAUCCUGGCCUUCGUGGUGACACUGCGCAAGGUGGAUCAAAGCCGGCUACACUCGAAACGGGUGCAGUAGUUACUGUACCGCUCUUUAUUAACGUAGGCGAAGAGAUAUUGGUGGAUACUAGGACCGGUGCAUACAUGAAUCGGGCGUGAAGCAGAUCUACACCUAGUUUAAUCGGGUACUAAAUAAGGAGGAUUAAAUCUUUUUUUUUUUGCGUAUAUGAGAGAAUGUUUUCGAAUCCGAGGAUAAAUGUUUGGAACGCCGCGAGACAAUUUUUCGAUUAUAUAAAAAUUUGUAUAACUAUAUUUAAAUUUGAGUAAAAAGAGCAUAUACCA
Messenger RNA from Capsella rubella, 972 nucleotides. Its product is annotated as elongation factor P. The record is from RefSeq and is a predicted model, not a curated record. Lineage: Eukaryota; Viridiplantae; Streptophyta; Magnoliopsida; Brassicales; Brassicaceae. Gene Ontology annotation, molecular function: translation elongation factor activity. Gene Ontology annotation, cellular component: cytoplasm. The transcript has 7 exons. Gene Ontology annotation, biological process: translational elongation; peptide biosynthetic process. Bases 82 to 789 code for a protein of 235 amino acids.